This is a messenger RNA of Nannospalax galili (Upper Galilee mountains blind mole rat), 933 nucleotides long. RefSeq names its product olfactory receptor 8B3-like. The record is from RefSeq and is a predicted model, not a curated record. Gene Ontology annotation, molecular function: olfactory receptor activity; odorant binding; G protein-coupled receptor activity. Gene Ontology annotation, cellular component: membrane. The coding region runs from base 1 to 933 and encodes 310 amino acids. The transcript has a single exon. NCBI's taxonomy places the organism in Eukaryota, Metazoa, Chordata, Mammalia, Rodentia, Spalacidae. Gene Ontology annotation, biological process: G protein-coupled receptor signaling pathway; sensory perception of smell.
AUGGUUCUAGCAAACAGCUCCUUGGUAACUGAAUUCAUUCUCUUGGGGUUAACAGACCAGCCUAACCUCCAGAUACCACUUUUUGUACUCUUUCUAGUAAUGUAUUUGAUUACUGAACUGGGAAAUCUGGUUUUAAUCAUUCUAAUUGUGCUGAAUUCUCACCUACACACCCCCAUGUACUUUUUCCUAUUUAACUUGUCCUGCAUAGACCUGUGUUACUCUUCUGUGGUUACACCCAAAAUGCUAAUGAACUUCAUACUAAGGAAGAACCUUAUCUCCUAUGUGGGAUGUAUGACCCAGUUCUACUUCUUCUGUUUUUUUGUCAUAUCUGAAUGCUAUGUCCUAACAACAAUGGCCUAUGACCGCUAUGUGGCCAUCUGCAAUCCACUGUUGUAUGACACUGCCAUGUCCCCCAAAGUAUGCUGUUAUCUUUUGCUUGCUUCAUAUUUCAUGGCAUUUUCUGGUGCCAUGAUCCACACAGGAUGUGUUCUGAGGUUGACCUUCUGUGACGGAAACAUCAUUAACCAGUUUUUCUGUGAUGUCCUCCCUUUGUUGCAGCUCUCCUGCACCAGCACCUAUGUCAAUGAGAUAGAGAUAUUCAUUGUAGCAGGAAAAGACAUCACUGUGGCCAGUUUUAUCAUUUUUAUCUCCUAUGGUUUCAUCCUCUCCAGCAUUCUCCAAAUUAGGACCACUGAGGGCAGGUCUAAAGCCUUCAGCACCUGUAGUUCCCAUAUACUUGCUGUUUCUCUGUUCUUUGGAUCAGGGGUAUUUAUGUAUCUCAAGCCUUCCUCAGCUGGGUCUAUGGAUCAGGGAAAAAUUGCUUCUAUUUUUUAUACCAUUGUGGUUCCCAUGAUGAAUCCCUUAAUAUAUAGUUUGAGAAACAAAGAUGUUAAAGUUGCCCUGAGAAAAACCCUGAAUCGAAGAAUUUUUUGA